Molecule: messenger RNA, 1605 nt
Organism: Chelonia mydas (Green sea turtle)
Lineage: Eukaryota; Metazoa; Chordata; Testudines; Cheloniidae
Product: thiamine transporter 2
Biological process (GO): transmembrane transport; vitamin transport
Cellular component (GO): plasma membrane
Molecular function (GO): thiamine transmembrane transporter activity
Source: RefSeq, a predicted model, not a curated record
AUGGCUUGCUGGAAGAAAAUACGAAGCAGCAGCUGGAUUUAUCCUACCCUGGUCCUCUGCAUUUAUGGUUUUUUCUCCCUGAUGAGGCCAUCAGAACCUUUCCUCACCCCUUAUCUAACAGGACCAGAUAAAAAUCUGACCAUUGAUGAGGUUACAAACCAGAUUUUACCAGUUUGGACAUACUCCUAUCUGGCGUUGCUGUUUCCUGUUUUCUUGAUUACGGACUAUAUGCGCUAUAAACCCAUCAUUAUUCUACAAGGCCUUAGCUUCAUUAUUACAUGGCUGAUGCUUUUAUUUGUCCAAGGAGUGCUAGCCAUGCAGCUGAUGGAGUUUUUUUUCGGGAUGGUAACAGCCACUGAAGUUGCCUAUUAUGCCUACAUUUACAGCGUUGUCAGUGUUGACCAUUAUCAGAAAGUGACUAGUUAUUGCAGAAGCAUCACACUUGCUGCAACCACAGUUGCAGCUGUGUUUGGGCAACUUUUAGUGUCUUUGGCAGAGCUAUCCUAUUUUUAUCUAAACGCCAUUAGUUUGGCUUCUCUGUCCUUGGCCCUCCUAGCCUCAUUUUUUCUACCAAUGCCAAAACAUAGUAUGUUCUUUCACAAAAAUCAUAUCCCUGAAACUCCCCAAGGAGCAACGGAUCAAGACACAAUGUCAAAAGCAACCAGCAUUAAUGAGCAGCCAAGUUGCCAAGAGGACAAAGAUGCUGCGAAAUCAUCCGUCCUUUCCAGGACCUUGCCUGAAUGCCAGUCUGACAAGCAUCAGUGUCACAUGCUUGUGCAGUUAUGCAAGGAUUUAAAGGAAUGCUAUUCCACAAAGAAGCUUCUUUACUGGUCCCUCUGGUGGGCUUUAGCCACUGCGGGCUAUAACCAGAUUGUGAAUUACAUCCAGGUGUUAUGGGACUACAGAGCACCCGCUAAGUAUAACAAUGUUUAUAAUGGGGCUGUUGAGGCAGCAGCAACAUUUCUGAGUUCAGUAACCUCCCUGGCAGUAGGAUACGUGAAAAUUAACUGGGAUCUUUCAGGAGAGCUAGCACUGGGAAUCUUCUCUGCACUGAAUGCUGGUUCUCUAUUUCUCAUGCAUUUUAUUACCAACAUCUGGGUAUGCUAUGCUAGCUAUCUAGUUUUCAAGUCAUGUUAUAUGCUCCUCAUAACAAUAGCAACGUUUCAGAUUGCUGUCAAUCUAAGCAUGGAACGCUACGCUUUAAUGUUUGGAUUCAACAACUUUGUCGCACUGGUGAUUCAGACUAUUAUAACUGUAGUCGUAGUUGAUUCAAGAGGUCUGGGAUUGAAGAUAGUCACCCAGUUCCUAAUUUAUGGCAGUUACUUUGCAGUCAUAGCUGGGAUUUUCCUGAUCAGAAGCAUUUACACAAUUGUCUCAAUCAAAUGCAAAAGGGAAACACGGAACUUCUCCAACGGACCUCAGAACAUUAUGGAACAAGGAUCAGAAACCAGAUUAUAACUAGCUAUGCAAAGAUCUGUGGCUUUAAUGACUUCUCAAAAAUGCCCCUGCUUGCAAAACUCUCACUGAAGUCGAUGAGAGAUUGCAGUAAGGGGAGCAGCACUUCGUCCUUCAUGUAUGCCCCUGCUAAAUCACAACAAACUUACU